AUGGGCUGCCAUAACUCCCGAGAAUCCCGCUCCGAACCCCAACCCCAGCCCCGGGCCGCCGCCACCGCACGCCCGUCCACGGCCCCGCCUCCGUACGAAAAGGAGGCCGACGCGCACCACCAGGCCACGCUGGCCGAGCUCCGCCAGCAGGGCAUCGAGCGCGGCCUGCGCGCCUUCGCCGAGGCCCAGCAGCGCGCCGCCGCCCAGGACGCCAAGGACCAGGCCAAGGCCGACAGGCGGGCUCGGAAUCGCGCCGCCCUGCGCGCCGCCCAGCAGGAAGAGGCCACCCGGCGCAUGUGGGCCGAGUACUCGAGCCGGGUCGCCUUUGGGGCCAACGUCGCUGCGUUCGGUGCGAACUUGGGGCACUACGGAGGAGUAAACGACGGAGGCGGAGGCGGCGGCGGCGAUGGAGGUGGAGGUGGCGGUGGUGACGGCGGCGGCGGUGGGACCUGA
This is a messenger RNA of Thyridium curvatum, 453 nucleotides long. RefSeq lists its product as uncharacterized. NCBI's taxonomy places the organism in Eukaryota, Fungi, Ascomycota, Sordariomycetes, Thyridiales, Thyridiaceae. The record is from RefSeq and is a predicted model, not a curated record. The transcript has 2 exons. Bases 1 to 453 code for a protein of 150 amino acids.